AUGGCGGUGGCUACGGCUGGUAGAGUGGUUGGGGCAAAGCUGGGUCUGCGUGAGAUUCGCAUCCACUUAUGUCAGCGCUCGCCCGGCAGCCAGGAUGUGAGGGACUUCAUCAAAAAACGCUAUGUGGAACUCAAGAAGGCGAACCCUGACCUUCCCAUUCUAAUCCGCGAAUGUUCCGAUGUUCAGCCCAAACUGUGGGCCCGCUAUGCAUUUGGUGAAGAAAAGAAUGUCUCCUUGAACAACUUCAGUGCUGAUCAGGUAACCAGAGCCCUGGAAAAUGUAUUAAGUGGCAAAGCUUGAAGCCUUC
Messenger RNA from Octodon degus (degu), 307 nucleotides. Its product is annotated as NADH dehydrogenase [ubiquinone] 1 alpha subcomplex subunit 2-like. The transcript has a single exon. Bases 1 to 300 code for a protein of 99 amino acids. Lineage: Eukaryota; Metazoa; Chordata; Mammalia; Rodentia; Octodontidae. The record is from RefSeq and is a predicted model, not a curated record.